Molecule: messenger RNA, 261 nt
Organism: Anisakis simplex (herring worm)
Lineage: Eukaryota; Metazoa; Nematoda; Chromadorea; Rhabditida; Anisakidae
Source: the annotation of a GenBank genome assembly
AUGGAUCGUGUUCUGCUGGAGAAUGAGACGUUGAAGCAGCGAGUGGACGAACUGCACGGCAACGCAGUGGAGCUGGAGGCGUUGAAGAAACAGCUCCGUUUAGUGCAAAUCUCACGUGAAAGCGCACAAGAAUCGCUUUUCAAAGUAGAGGCUGAACGAGAUCAUCUCAAAGAAUCUCUGGAACGUCUCACUGAGGAGAAUCUCGCUUUCAAAACAACGAAUAAGGUUGAAUUCGAGGAGUUUGUUUUGUUGGAUUGGUGA